Messenger RNA from Laetiporus sulphureus 93-53, 2565 nucleotides. RefSeq names its product RNI-like protein. Lineage: Eukaryota; Fungi; Basidiomycota; Agaricomycetes; Polyporales; Laetiporaceae. The coding region runs from base 1 to 2565 and encodes 854 amino acids. The transcript has 2 exons. Gene Ontology annotation, cellular component: SCF ubiquitin ligase complex. Gene Ontology annotation, biological process: SCF-dependent proteasomal ubiquitin-dependent protein catabolic process. Gene Ontology annotation, molecular function: protein binding. The record is from RefSeq and is a predicted model, not a curated record.
AUGGAUGCUGUGACAGACAGCGAGGCAGGGCCUUCGUCCGGUAAGGGCAAGGCUCGUGCAAUAUCACCAAGCCUCCCGCCGCUAUCCUUCGUCACCACUGAACUUAACUACGAGAGCGCGGACUGGCCGACAAUCGACUUUUCCACCUCAGUUCCCGGAUCGUCUUCGUACGGCUCAGCUUAUGCGUCAGGAUUUGGUUCCGUCGUCGACCCAGAACCUAGCCCGACUGGUUCUUCAUCGCGAGGCAUCAUUGCUUCUCUAGGGAACGAGGUGCUCACCGAUAACAAUGAGGCUCCUUCUCGUCGCCGCACCCUUUCCGACCUCUCCACCACUUCAAAACGGUCGAUGUCCGCAAUGUCGAUCACGAAGGUCAAGGUGAAGUUGUCUGGCGCGAAGGGGCCUGCUAAUAUCGCCCGCAAGCUGCUCUCCAAGAAGCGGGACAGUACGCCUGGGAGCCCGACGACCUCUGAUAGCAAACACAUAGUCAUCGACACGGAGGUACCCGGAUGCGUCGAUGCAUCGCAGGCUCACUGUUUUUCUCCAUGGGUACAUGACGUCAAACCUAAAGUCAGCCCAGUCGCUUCCCCUCUGGAAACAGAAGCGGGCGAUACAGCCUACCCGUUCUAUUAUGCGGGCCGUCCAUCCGACAACUCGCUGCUACGCAGUAAAGCCCGUUCCUACUCUUCGCCCCUGCCACUUCCCUCAACCGCUCUCGACCUCAUCCCCAUCACGACCACUGACAUUUUCAAACCCAUUCCCAUCGUCCUACCUAAUCACUUCGACGAAUAUCUCCCGAGCGAGCUAAAGCUGCGUGUUCUCGUCUCCUUGGUGGAGCUGCACGAGGCCGAACAUUCAAAGCAUAUCGAUGACGGCAAAUGGACCGUGCGCAAGGCCGUCUCCCACCGGAAUAUAUGGGUGGGCAGAGACAAGGGGGUGAGGGAGCUAUUUAAAUUGAGCAGGGUGUCGAAGGCCUGGCGGGCCCUUGUCUUUGACGGCCAGCUAUGGGCGAAGGUGGACCUUCGUUCAUUCCCGAAGCUCCCUCCUACAGUUCUCACGCAGCUGUCGACAACGGCGGGCAGCUUCAUCAGGCAACUGCUCUUUGACGGCUACGCUGACCUUACAGCAUUAACCCUCAUAGAUGUCACGGAUCAUCUAUGCAUUGUCAAGCCGCAUAACGGCCCGGCCCACACUAAUAUCACGACGAUGAACCUUCACGGAUGCUUGGGGAUUACCUCGUAUUCGCUGCAUUACUUGCUGACCCACUCUCCACACCUGCGCCAUCUCUGCGUGAAGGGAUUGUCAGCUGUCACGAACACUACUUGUGAAGUCGUGGCCAAGUACUGCCCGAAGUUAGUCUCGCUCAACAUGAGCAGGUGUCCUAACAUGAGUGGAGACGGCAUACUCACACUUACGUCCCCUACCAUCUCGUUUGGGGAACCCCUUCCACUAAAGGAGCUCAGGCUUUCGGGCCUAAGGCGUGUCUCAGACGAGGUGAUGGCGAGUUUGGCAAAGGCCGCCCGGGACCUAGAGGUGCUGGACCUCAGCUACUGCAGAGAUCUUCACAAUUCUGCCAUUGAGGCUUUCGUGGCCUGCCCGAAGGGAGACCCUGCGCGGUGCGAAGUUGUGCAACUCACAUCACGCGAGGCAGGGCGAGAUCCUUCCGACGGAACAAUACAUACCAGACGCGUGACCCGCCUCCGACACGUCAACCUGUCUUCCUGCAUCAUGUUGACUGACCACGCCUGCUCGCACCUCGCGCAUGCCGUGCCCAAACUGGAGUUCUUAGAACUAGCGGGUAUUGGCGCCGAGCUGAAGGACGAUGGACUGGUUCGUCUGCUGUGCACUACACCUUUCAUCCGACGCUUGGAUCUAGAAGAUGCCUGCGAGAUCACGGAUGAUCUCCUCCUCGCCAUCACUCCGGACUCCUCAGUGGAUACUCGUUUUUUGGGCGCACCCGCUUCCCCGCAGCCAGGCCACGCGCUGGAACAUUUGACGAUCUCUUAUGCUUCUGAAGUGACUACCGAAGCGAUGCUAGCCCUGGUGUGCAACUGCACCCGGUUGCGUGUCCUGGAAGCAGACAGCACCCGCAUUUCGGGCACCAUAGUGCGGGAGUUUGUACGUCUCGCGCAAGAGCGCGAGAUCAAGAAUGCCCAGGUUGUCGCAAUCGACUGUCGUGGCGUCAGCGAAGAGACGGUGAAGGACCUCAGCAACCAGACCCGACCUCGGAUCGGCUGGCGUUCGUUCGAAGCGCGCAAGCUCGGCUUUCUCGAUGCGAGGGACGAGGAGGAGCUGAGCGUUGGCCAGGACGAGUGCGACGAGCGUCGCGUGGCGCUCAAGACGUUCUUCUCGUGGCAGACGGUUGACGCUGUGCGCGCGGCGCGGGAGAAGAAGCGCAAGACGUCGAAGCGCGCUGCAAAUGGGUCGUCGAGCAGCGUCGCAGAUGAACUUGCCGGGUCAUUUGCUGGCCGUGCGAGGUGGUGGCAGCCAAGCGGGAGAAGAUCAGGCAGGACCUCUCCUGUUAUUGUGGAUCUAAACAACGACAGAGAAGGCUGUACAAUCAUGUAG